Molecule: messenger RNA, 1456 nt
Organism: Anopheles darlingi
Lineage: Eukaryota; Metazoa; Arthropoda; Insecta; Diptera; Culicidae
Exons: 3
Coding region: 51-1298 (415 amino acids)
Source: RefSeq, a predicted model, not a curated record
GGCAUUCUGUUCCAACAAAGAAUUUCCUUUGUAGGAAAAGUUUGAACGAAAUGGAGAAUCCACUCGAAGAAUAUUUGCCGGAAUGGUGCGCGGCGCUAUCCUCGCUUAUGGUGUUAUUAAAGCGGCGUCGCGAAAGAUCCGAAGAAGGUGGGCUACCACGCCAAACAUCCGCCGUAAUCAGCCGGUCAACUUCUACGGUUAUUGUUCGCCGUCCAAAACCAAAAGUCCGCCCUCCGCCCAAAAGGCCAUUUGUUUUGCAAAGAAACCAAAAUGUCCCCAGAGUUAUGCUGCCCGUUUUGGAGGACCUCAUCGAUUCUACUGUUGGAUACUCACUUGGAAUGACCAGGGAGGAUUUUGAAUAUCUUCACGGAUUGAUCGGUCCAAAAAUUGCUCGUAUGGACACCUUUCUGCGAAGGGCAAUAUCUUCAAAGGAACGAUUUUUAAUAACUCUUCGAUAUCUUGCGACUGGUGAAUCUUACUCAAGUAUGCAAGAAAUCUUCCAGGUUUCAAAACAAUUAAUGUCAAGAAUGAUCCCAGAAGUAUGCGGUAGCUUGAUAGAAGUUUUGCAAGACUACGUUAAGCUCCCGGAGAACAAGGAAGAGUGGCUGCGAGUUUCGCAGGAAUACGAAAAUAGAUGGAAGUUUCCACAUGCAAUUGGUGCAGUAGAGGGAAGAUAUGUUGCGUUGAAGGCGCCAAUGAGCAGUGAAACAGAACACAGCCAAACUAAGCGCAAUUGUAAUGUUGUUCUUUUGGGCGUGGUAGAUUCGAACUCCAAUUUCAUGUACGCAGACAUCGACAGCAGUGAUGGUGCGCUUUGCCUAACAAAGCUGAACGCAAUGUUAGAGAACGAUUUACAUAUUCCCGAACCGGAGGAACUUGACAUGUUCUCUACAGUGAAGGUACCGUACAUGUUGCUUGGUGAUAAUGGAUUCCCCUUUAGUAAACAUUGCAUUAGGCCUUUCGAGGAUGCCGUAAGUCCCGGUAGUAUCGAGAACCAUUUCAACGAGAGGCUAUCGAUUGCUCGAUGUCCAGUGGAAAAUGCGUUCGGUGUGUUGAACAACAAGUUUAAAAUACUGAGCAGAGCAAUAUUGAUGGAUGCAGCUGUGGCCAGAAAAGUUGUUUUGGCCACCGUUUAUCUUCAUAACUUUGUGAGACGGAACUAUUCAGCUGAAGACGACGAGCACUUCGACCCGGAAAAUGCUGGCUUAAUGCCGUCCAUCGAACAUACUCCUUUAGACCCAUCAGCUGAAUUAAUGGAAAUGCGUAUGCAUGUAGCUAAUUAUUUAGCUUCAAAUUAAUGAGAACUAAUGUGUGGAGACUUCCUGGGACGAUGGCUGUGCAUCAAGUAAUGUAGAAUUUAAGAUACCUGCAACGAACAAAUUGAAUGCUUUGUAGGGAGAUAUGCGAAAUGAAAGCAAGAACUCUUGAAAUCUCGAACUGUAAAUAAACGAAUAGU